AUGGCGGCAGUGAAGACCCUAAAUCCUAAGGCUGAGGUGGCCCGGGCACAGGCAGCGCUGGCGGUGAAUAUCAGCGCGGCUCCGGGCCUGCAGGAUGUUCUGAGGACCAACUUGGGGCCUAAGGGCACCAUGAAGAUGCUUGUAUCUGGUGCUGGAGACAUCAAACUCACUAAAGACGGCAACGUGCUGCUUCAUGAAAUGCAAAUUCAACACCCAACAGCCUCUUUGAUAGCGAAAGUGGCUACAGCCCAGGAUGACAUAACUGGUGAUGGCACUACAUCCAAUGUCCUCAUCAUCGGGGAGCUGCUCAAACAGGCAGACCUCUACAUUUCUGAAGGUCUUCAUCUAAGAAUAAUAACUGAAGCAACUCAACUGAAUGGCCCCACCUGCAAGAUUUAA
Messenger RNA from Mastomys coucha (southern multimammate mouse), 399 nucleotides. RefSeq names its product T-complex protein 1 subunit zeta. The record is from RefSeq and is a predicted model, not a curated record. Gene Ontology annotation, cellular component: chaperonin-containing T-complex. NCBI's taxonomy places the organism in Eukaryota, Metazoa, Chordata, Mammalia, Rodentia, Muridae. Gene Ontology annotation, biological process: protein folding. Gene Ontology annotation, molecular function: ATP hydrolysis activity; ATP binding; ATP-dependent protein folding chaperone. Bases 1 to 399 code for a protein of 132 amino acids. The transcript has 2 exons.